Messenger RNA from Jaminaea rosea, 1872 nucleotides. Its product is annotated as PLC-like phosphodiesterase. The record is from RefSeq and is a predicted model, not a curated record. The coding region runs from base 1 to 1872 and encodes 623 amino acids. The transcript has a single exon. Gene Ontology annotation, molecular function: phosphoric diester hydrolase activity. Gene Ontology annotation, biological process: lipid metabolic process. NCBI's taxonomy places the organism in Eukaryota, Fungi, Basidiomycota, Exobasidiomycetes, Microstromatales.
AUGGCCUGUCCUUCCUCCGCUACACUCGUCUCGUCUGCUUUCACUCCCUCCUCUGAGCGCCGGCGACUGAUCGAACAGAGCAACUGCGCAGCUAGCAGUAAGCCGGACACGAUGCCCCCGCCGCAAAAGAAUGGCAUGGAAGCUCAAUCUGCAAGGUCGCCCCACAUUUCGAUGAAGGUCAUCAUCAUCAAUCGCCUGCCCAAGGCAAUAGCACCGAUCCCAGUCCAGCCGCGCUCUGUAGAAUCGCAGCAAGGGGAGGAAGCCACCAGUCUUCCAGAGCUUGGGGAGAAGGCCUCCGUCUGCCCUGCAGCGACAAGUGAUUCCCCAACCGUCACACUGAACCUUGGCAAGGAGUACCUGCGCAGGAGGAAGCUCACCCUCGACCUCUGCAUGGUCGAUGCCGGCACAGCCAACUUGAGCUCAUCCAGCGACAAUACUAGGUGCAGGGUGACCCUGCGAUGUUUGGGUUCGAACGGAAGCAGUCAUCGCUGCUCCAGUCGCCAUUGGCGCCUCGCUGCCGUCUCCCUCCCUUCUGCCGCAGCCGGCUCAGCCUCGACGUUGGCAUCACCGCCCUUCUAUGCGCUGCAAACAAUAGCCGGGCCCCACCUACACGUACUCCUUCUUCCCUCUCGCGCUACCGCAAGCUGGCAAUCUAAUCUACCGUCCUCGUGGCCUAUAUCCUCUCUAUGCUUGCCCGGCACUCACGAAACACUCGCACGGUACGGCUGGCCCAUCACGAAAUGCCAAUCCCUCGCCGCGGUCACUGGUGCCCAAGUGAAAGCCGGCAUACGCUGGAUGGACUUUCGUGUCACGCCCAAGGGCGAGAAAGGCAAGGAGAGGCUAUUGGCUUAUCAUGGAUCGACAAGCCAGCGGAUUGAGCUGGGUGCGGCGCUGCAGCCUAUUUACGAUUGGUUGUCUAGCGACGGAAAGAAGGAAACGCUCAUCCUCUCGCUGAAGCCCGAAGGUGGGGCCUCUUCAGCAGACGUCGAGCGCUUGCUCUACUCUCUCUACAUCACUGGCGAGAUCCGGGUCAAAUUCUGGUGGCUAGACAACCGCAUCCCUACCCUCGGGGAAGCUCGCGGUAAGCUAGUACUCUUCUCCCGCUUUGGAGGCGGCAACGACCAACCUGGUGGGAUCCAUCCGCCCAUCUGGCCGGACAACUUCAAGGGACAUUUUGCCUACUCGCUGCCCACGGCGGGUCAAGGUGUGGUCACGCAGGACUGGUACAAGAUAGGUGGGAGCUAUAAGGAGAUACCUACCAAGUUUGGGUUGGCUACAGAGCUGCUGACGUUGGACCACCCAGCGCCCCUGUCCAAUCCGGACGGUACGCCUCGAGAUCCGUCAGAGAAGCCAGCAUCUGGGCCGGGACCAGCGUCGGAUCCAACCAAACUGGUGAUCAAUUUCCUCUCUGCCUCGUCUGUUCCCCUUGCCCUACCGCCUUUGAUCGCAAAGGGGUUCGGUUGGACAAGCAAAGCGGUCCCUCCAUGCUUGAGGGUGCAGGGGAUGAACAGCAAGAUGGCGGGAUGGGUUGCUGACCGAUUGGUGGCCGAGGCCACUGCGCCAGGGAAGGCUGAAGGGAAGGAGGAGCAUGUCGGUGCAUUGGACAAUCUGCAGUGCACCUUUCCCACAGACUUCUACGAUGAUGAUACCCUACCCGACGGCGUGGGAGGAGGCAACGAUGGGAAGACUGGGUUGCUUGUCUCGCUGCUGAUUGAGGCCAACUUCACGCGGGCUGCCAAUACAAAGCUAGCUGACGACCAGAAGACAGCGGGGGCCAAGGCAGGCUGGCUACCCAGUCUGGGUCUGCCAUGGACCGGCGCCGGAGCAGCAGCAAAGCACGAGGCGAUGACGAAAGACGGCGCUGGGCUGUGA